AUGGCACCUCGAAGCCGCGCCCUCCAAACCCUCAAGCCUCUCUUCAAUCCCUUCCCCUCAAAAUCCCUCCAGACUUCUCGGAUUGCACCAAGACACUCCCAAAGAACCUAUGCGUCCACGUCCACCCGCCCCAACGUCCCCGGCACAUACAACAGCAGAGUACCACUAAUCGCAAUCGGCAGCGUUCUGGCCUUCGUGCCCUUCUACUACCUCUUCCACAGCACCAAGCCGGCCGCGUCGGGAAACGCCGCCAUCACCGAGGCGCGGAGGCAGGGUGAUCCGUCGAUAGAGUAUCGCGACCCGAGGGAUAGUCCGGUCAAGACGCUGGAGCAGCAGAAGAAAAAGGACGUCGAAGCUGCUAAAUUAGACAUGGUCUUCCCGUUUGUAUACAUGGCAUGGAACUUUAUUGUCGAAAAGGCCAUCUUCCCUUCUCUUUGGGAUCGAUAA
This is a messenger RNA of Fonsecaea nubica, 447 nucleotides long. RefSeq lists its product as hypothetical. Lineage: Eukaryota; Fungi; Ascomycota; Eurotiomycetes; Chaetothyriales; Herpotrichiellaceae. The coding region runs from base 1 to 447 and encodes 148 amino acids. The transcript has 3 exons. The record is from RefSeq and is a predicted model, not a curated record.